AUGGACAAGCUACUCAACAUGAGUGAAUUUCCCAAGUGGCCGAUUAAGAAGUACGUUAGCAUGGUUGACUGUCGUGAUACAAUAGAGUUUGUGUCUGUAGCAAAAGACCUGUUUGCGAGCACCAACAUGUCAUUGAUACAGUAUCUGUCACUCGUACAAGAAUUGUUACGACAGACAUGCGCAACAAAGAAGUGGCUCAAUGACUUCUAUGACACUCGCAUGAACAUUAAUGUACGGGCAGCAAGAUCGCGUCUCACAAUGCUGGAGUUGGAGAAACAGUACAAGAACACAGAGAGAGAGUCCCCUAAUUGGCAAUUUCUCAAGUAUCACGCUACCAAUCACUAG
Molecule: messenger RNA, 345 nt
Organism: Sphaeroforma arctica JP610
Lineage: Eukaryota; Ichthyosporea; Ichthyophonida
Exons: 2
Coding region: 1-345 (114 amino acids)
Source: RefSeq, a predicted model, not a curated record